This is a messenger RNA of Triplophysa dalaica, 4586 nucleotides long. RefSeq names its product syndecan 3 (gene sdc3). The record is from RefSeq and is a predicted model, not a curated record. The coding region runs from base 292 to 1479 and encodes 395 amino acids. Gene Ontology annotation, biological process: cell migration. The transcript has 5 exons. Lineage: Eukaryota; Metazoa; Chordata; Actinopteri; Cypriniformes; Nemacheilidae. Gene Ontology annotation, cellular component: cell surface; membrane.
GAGAGAGAGAGAGAGAGAGAGAGAGAGAGGAGUUCUGGUCUUCCCUGCUUCCACAUCCAUCAAGACUCAACAACUGAAGUCAGAGGGGAGGAAAUCACGAGAGGCCGUGCGCGCGUUGCUCCUCGGUUUUCGCGUGGUUGAGCGGGAUUACACCGUGCAGUGCGAGCUCGCAAGCAGACGGAUGUACCGACGGACGCCUGCCCUAAAGUUGGAUACCGAAAACUGAGAGCAACGUUUAUCUCCAGUAUCUCGCAGGAGGAAACUGAGGCGCCAAACUGCGUUUGGAGCACCAUGAAGCUCCCGUGCUGGAUAACACUGGCGCUUCUGCUAGCGCAGACCGCACUGGCUCAGCGGCGCAAAUCACGACCGGUUGACGAGGAUAGUUCUGGAGAUGAGCCGUAUGAUGACGAAGACUUCUUCUCUGGUUCUGGAUCUGGCUUUCCAGAUAUAGAUGUUAGUCCGACCGGAGCAGGUGUGUCUGUCACUACAGAGGAGCCCCUCCCACUUUCCACGACACAGGCCACUGGCCCCGCCCCCUCUGCCUCCCCAGCUGCGGAGCCCAGUAGGCCACCACCACCUGAGGUAGAACGAGAAAGCGGAAUGGGACAAGAAGUAGACAGGGAAGUGGAGAUUCAGAAAAAGUGGGAGGAAGAAAUGCAGAGGCCGAAUGAGCAGGAUGAAGUAUCUGAGAAAGGAGAAUGGGAAGAAAAGUCAAAGGCUACAGUCGCACCUCGGCUUACUGAAGUUCCCAUGGUGGCCAUGGACUCAACCACAAUUCUGGAUGAGAUUACAGUGGCUCCUAGUGAAUGGGAGGAGCCCAGCAACUCAGAAAAAGAUGAUUUGUUCAUUACUACAGAAAUUACCAUAUUUGAGCCAUCCAGCACUACGCAAAUGACAGAUGACAUCACAACCAUCGAGGUGCUACCCACCACUGUUGCGUCAACCACAGCUAAGCCCACCAGACCCGUCCCGACCACUCCUAGCACCUCUCCCCCACGACCCCGGCAACCACAGACCACCCCCAGUAGAGCCACCCCGACCGAGAGCAGCACAAAUACAGUGAUGAGCUCAACAGUACAGACACAAACACCAUAUGAGACUGUAAAUAAUGAAGUCGCUGGAGCAGGUCCAAGUGGUGAUUUUGAAAUCCGAGAGGAUGAAGUUCGCCAAGGCAACGAGGUCAGUCGAGGCAAAGCGGCCCCGGGCGUACCAGCAGAGCCCGAUUUGACUGGCAACUCCAUAGAUGCAGCUGGAAGCUCAGCUGCUCAGCUUCCACAGAAAAACAUUCUUGAGCGGAAAGAAGUUUUGAUAGCGGUGAUUGUUGGAGGUGUAGUGGGAGCGCUAUUCGCCGCCUUCCUCGUCAUGCUACUCGUCUAUCGAAUGAAAAAGAAAGACGAAGGCAGCUACACACUGGAGGAGCCCAAACAAGCCACAGUCACCUACCAGAAGCCCGACAAGCAGGAAGAAUUCUAUGCCUAACACAUUUAUUCUCCCCCAAUUGUCCAACCUUUUGCCAUCUCUAUCUGACCCUUCCCCCAACCCCCCCGCCCCUCGUCGUCUCUUCCUUUCCUUUGAUCCCAUUCUGCCCUCGUUUCUCAUGAGAGUGCCUCUCAUUCCACGGACUUGGAACUUUCUUUUCCAAAAAAAAAACUGAAAAAGAUCAACGUAGAAAAAAAUGAAGGGGCUGUGGGCGGGGCUAUUGGCGGCGGUGGGACGAAUCUACACAAAGAAAACACUUUUUUAAGAACGUUAUUGUUGAUAUGUUUAGGAUUGUUGUUCUAUGAAAUUAAGACCUGAAUCUUUUUUUUUGCAAAGUCACUGCAUUUCAAAUGUGUUUCUGCACAAUAUUUCUCUUGGACAGAAAAUAUGGGAAUAAAAAUAAUAAAAAAACAGCAUGAAAAUAUGAGGUGGUGAAAAUAACCGAGAGGGGGUCAUUGAGAGAUCGUACAGGUCAGGCGGGAGGGAAAAUAAGAGUUUAGAAGCAGCAGGAGAAGCUCUUCUGUCACCAAGGUCAGUGAUCCAACGUGGUUUGGUGCCUUCCAUUUCCCUGGUGCUAGAAACUGAGCUUGAGCAGAGAGUGACGUGUGUGAGUGUGUGUGCUCAUGCGUAUGUGUGUUUUGUAUGUCUAAGGUGCCCCUUGUGACCUAGACGCGCACACAUACGCAGAUGCACACGCAGCCUGACUCCCUCUGCUGGCGAGAGCGUGCAGGCCCUGAUGUCUGUUGUGUUUGGUGCAAGGGAGCCUGAAACAUGUACAACGUAGACCACAGCACACAAAACACUGCAGAUUUGCUGUGAAGGGGGCGCAUGCAUAGAAUCGGAGGACUAGCCUCUCCUCUGCUCUGUAUAAAGAUUUUAGUAAUCGAUAGUAAUUAUCAAUAAUAUAUCAGCAGCUCUGAAUGGAAGGAAAACGGUGAUCAUAAUAUUCGUAGUGAAGAAUAUUAUCUAUUUAGCUGUGUGGUAAGGUUUUUAUCGGUGUAAAUAUCAACUUCACUUUUGGUUAUAUCAUACUUUUAACUAUGCUAUUGUACUAAAAAGUAAACACGCUAUUUGAUGUCCACCCAAACACAAAUGCAGUGCUAUUGAAAUCUACAUUAAAGUUUUUUGUAACCUUGUGAACCAUUUUUGUCAGUACAUUCCAGAGAGGUUAUAUCAGCCAAGAGGAGUACAUGCUGUAUUGUUUUGGUAUUUAAAACUGAUUAGGUUGGUCUCUGGUUUUCGUUUUGAGAGCACAUACUCACAAGGUUAAUACUGCCCACUGUCAAAAUACACUCGAAUACAGAUUUGCACAUUUUCACUGAAACAUCCACACACACACACACCACAAUUCUGUUAUUUGUGAGUUCUAUAGAUCGUUCAGACAUAAAAGUGCUGAUAAGAUUGUUAGAUAGGGUUUGUGUUGAUAGAAUGGGAGGGGGAGCUGGAAGAUUAUCCCAGAUUCAAGUUAAACAUUAACUUAAUGGUACAGGCAAAAUUUUGUGUGUCUAACAUAAAACUAUCUGAGCCGAGAGCCUUUAAUGAAGCAAGAAGUAGCGUGAAAUCAGUGGACAAAAUUUAAUGGUUUUGUAUUCUUUAUUACGUUUUUGUUGAAAUAUUAUUUCAGUUUGUGAUGCAUCCAAUUCAUCGAAAACGACAAAAAAAAUGCAUGAAUUAGCAAUAACAAGCUAUCAACAACAGAAUGCUCACGUUGUCGCGUGACACUGUGGUUGACAUGCUCAGAAUGUAUGCGUGAUGUCAGUGGUGCUCGCAGCUGAAGCACAUGAUGUUCAAUGAUGAAAUUGUGAAACCUGUCUAACCACAUAUCAUUAAAUAUGUGUACAUUAUUGUAGAAUCGAAGGCUAGACAACACGCCCAUUUAAAACAUAUCGCAAAGCUGAGGGCGAAACCAUUAAUGCACUGGAACAUGUCAUCAAAUAACUCAAAAGAUUUUUUUAUGUGAGAAACACACCCACCAUAUUCAAACAGCUGCGUGCGUAGUAGAGCACAAAGACUCCACACUGUUUUCUUUGAUUCCUUUUAGGGGGUUUGGGAACAUCUGAGAUGAGGUUGCAUCUAUAUGGGGUGGAUGUGCUUCAAUCUAAGAUUGUAUUGUCACACCUGUGCAACUGUACCUGUAGUUUUAAUAUUGUAUUCUGAACUGUAUGCUCAUGUCUUUACAGUGUGAAAGAGUGUGUACUGUAUGCUUGAGUAUUUGCUUGAAUCUUCCCUCCCCUGUACCUCUUCCAUAGGCUACUGUCAUCUUCCCACACUAAAAAUACUAUAGUACAAUAUUGCACAAACUCGUAAUAACAUUCUUUUUUUAUCUAGCAUCACUGUCUGGGUCUUCUAAAUAGGACCUAGGGGAAUUUCUGACCUGUUACCGCACACCUAUGCUUGAAUUAUAGCAAAACUGAGAAACACUUUUCCUGUCUUAAAAUGCUCAAGUUUUCUCUAUUCUCAGUUGUGUCUAAGCCCUUAACAGUCACAGCAAAAUGCUAACACCUCAGCCAUCAUUUGUUUUAUUAUUGAAAAUUGUCCGGAUUAAUGGAAAUUAAUAACGCAAAACAACUGCAAGCCUACAAUUAGUGUGUACAUUUCAGGUUUUAAGACAUGAUGAUUGUUUAACAAGAUUUUUUUUGUAUAAAAUUUGACAAAAAUAGGCUUUUUCAAGCUGUUAUUGGUGCUGGUGGAUACAUUUUGAUCGCUAUUUUCGAAGCUUUUAAACCCAAUUCUCCUGCGAUCCAGCCGUUACAUGUGACUAUCACACGCCCGACAUCCCAACAAACGGGCACCUGUUAAAUUUUUGGAGGUCACCGUGUUAACAUCGUGGAUGUUAGUGAGACAUUUGAGUUUGCUUUGCCGUCUUUUUUACUCAUUUUUACCUGUAAUCUGCCACUCUUUUUAUUCAUAGCCAAAUAUGAGGCGGGCCUUCCUGUGUCUGUGUGCCAAUCACAGACCAGCGCGGUCCUGGUCUAAUGGUCGCCCAGCGUGGUUUCAUGCACAUUUUUUAAGAACUUAUGUUUUUUUCAUUGUUUGAUUUGUGUAUAAAGAGACAAAGUUCUGUCACUAAUAUGCCACUCUAUUCUAAAUAAAAACCUGGUUGGUUA